AUGUGCAUCCACCAAGUUUGUACCAACCAUGAUAUUCCAAAGGUACUACGGAUCAGUCCCUGCAUGACGAGGAUAAUUAACGCUGUCGGCCCGCCGCCAUGGUUGACGACAACACUGGAAUCGGUUGCUGCGAGAAAUGCCUGGACAUACGAUUCUACCGGGAUGACAAGGGGGAUUCACGAUGCCAUAGUUUCUCGCUCGGCAUACUACCCACCAGAGGCAAUGACGGAGCCCAUAAACGGAACCUGGGCGUUGGAAGCUCGGCGCCGUCAUUUCACGAUCACGAAUGGUCUUUAUCGGAUCAACGAUACGGCCUCUCUUGCAAACGGCACCAACAAUCAUGACCGUACUAAUACGGAUGAUUCGCAUCUUGUCAAUGGCACGCUCACACCUGACCGUCAGGGUUCAAACACUCCACAAAAUACUCCAGACCAGCGUAAUGGUGACCAUAACCGUAACCACCUAACAAGAUCCCUCCCCUCAGAUACAAACAUCCCACCUGGCAAUGAUAACAACAUCGAGAACCGAAACCGUAUGAAUGGUAUACAUCAGAUGGAUGGCAGCAACCAACCCGAGAAUCACCGCAACUCCGGCAAUCGCAAUACCCCUAAUGGCAUAGACCCGAAUCGCCGCGAGCAUCAACCCGAGAACGAUUACUACCCAACCAAUCAAACAGAGGAGAUCCCUACCGAUACUCACCCAUUCGUUCCUGUCGGUGGUCUCAGAUUGCCGCGUCAUGGGUUGAGGGGGCGAGACUUCGUUAUGCAGGCUCAUGAACCAACGAACGUAGAGGCCAGGUGCAGGCAGACAAUGAUGACACAGCCCUGGUGUUUCGGGGAAUGGUUUGAAAGACAAGGGCCAAUUCUCUUCACCCAGAUGCCAGCCAUAACAUGUAAUUUUGUUCUAUGCUGUGAUGGCCUCUACAGAUCACAUCAGGGUGAGGUUUUGCGGACGAGACGAGGAGACCUAGACGAAGAUCGGGACGUACAUGUGAACGGAAUAGCACACGAUUGA
This is a messenger RNA of Exophiala oligosperma, 1014 nucleotides long. RefSeq lists its product as uncharacterized. The coding region runs from base 1 to 1014 and encodes 337 amino acids. The transcript has a single exon. The record is from RefSeq and is a predicted model, not a curated record. Lineage: Eukaryota; Fungi; Ascomycota; Eurotiomycetes; Chaetothyriales; Herpotrichiellaceae.